This is a messenger RNA of Rosa chinensis, 1441 nucleotides long. RefSeq names its product gibberellin 3-beta-dioxygenase 1. Gene Ontology annotation, biological process: response to light stimulus; gibberellin biosynthetic process. The record is from RefSeq and is a predicted model, not a curated record. The transcript has 2 exons. The coding region runs from base 138 to 1208 and encodes 356 amino acids. Gene Ontology annotation, molecular function: gibberellin 3-beta-dioxygenase activity. NCBI's taxonomy places the organism in Eukaryota, Viridiplantae, Streptophyta, Magnoliopsida, Rosales, Rosaceae.
GCUGUCAAAUCCCAUUAUAAAUAUGUAGGUGUUUUUAUCUCUCAAAUCAUAACACAUGCAAAGACACUCUCAUUGAACCUUGAUCUCUUUCUUUGAUCACUUGGUCCGUUUCCACUUUCUCCCAAGAGUACUUGCUCAUGGGUGCUCUAUCAGACUCCUCCAGAAAUCACAUCAUCCCCCUUGACUUCGCUUCAGUCCAAACAGUGCCUGAAUCCCAUGUAUGGUCGGAAUCCGAUGAUGAAUACCGGUGUCCUCCCGGCGUCCGCUCCGGUACAGCUGACCCAUGUUUAUCAGUACCCGUCAUCAAUCUCUGGGAUCCGAAUGCCUCGGAGCUCAUUUUCGAGGCAUGUGAGAAAUGGGGUGUUUUUCAGUUGACGGGUCAUGGCAUUCCGGCAAAGCUUAUGGAGGAGGUGGAGUCUAAGACUCAAAGGUUAUUUUCUCUCCCCGUUGACCAGAAAUUGAAGGUCUUAAGAUCCCCGGGUGGCGGCACCGGAUACGGCCGGGCUGUGAUCUCGCCGUUCUUUCCGAAGCAUAUGUGGCACGAGGGGUUUACUAUCAGGGGUCCUCCAGCAGAUCAUGCCAAGCAGCUUUGGCCCCAUGAUUUUGAAGAGUUUUGUGAGACAAUGGAUGAUUAUCAGAAGCAAAUGAAGGCACUAAUCGAGCAACUAAUCCACAUUAUCUUGAAAUCCUUGAACAUUAAUCCCCAACAAUUGAAUUGGCUUAAGAGUCACUGCUCUGGUCACGAAACUAGUACUACUCCCGGCACUGCUUUGCAGCUAAAUUCUUACCCUCCCUGCCCCAACCCUAACCGAACCAUGGGUCUAGCACAACAUACGGACACUUCCCUCAUAACCAUACUCCAAGCUCAGACCAGCGGCCUUCAAAUCUUCCGAGACGAUGUGGGAUGGAUUUCGGUGCAACCCGUACGCGGUGCACUCACCGUAAAUAUUGGUGACUUCCUCCACGUUCUAUCCAACGGCCGAAUUGUUAGCGUUCUUCAUCGUGUGGUGGUGAACCCGGUCCAACGAUUCUCAGUGGCCUACUUCUAUGCUCCGCCUUCAGAUUUUGUUGUCUCGCCUCUUCUCUCCAAGGCUUUGGGUGAUUCGGGACAAGGCACCGUUGCACGGUAUCGCACUGUUACUGCCAAGGAGUUUAUUGAUAUGAAGGGCAAGCAUCUUGACCGAGCUCUUUCCUUGAUUAAAACUUAAAAUGGGAAAUUACUUGUGACAUUUCUAAUUAAACUAGCUAGGUCAAAUUCUAAGGGGGUCUUUUGCGUGCAUCAUGCCACAUACAUGCAAGCAAACUAUUCUUGUUUUCAUGUUCGAAAAUGACAAAGAUCACCAUCAUUGUUGGAACAUAUUACACGUUACGAGUUUAAUUAAAAUCAAUAAUUUUCCUUUCAUUUCCUAAUGAGAAAAUUGUCUUCAUGAGUUAACUUUCA